Molecule: messenger RNA, 675 nt
Organism: Daphnia pulicaria
Lineage: Eukaryota; Metazoa; Arthropoda; Branchiopoda; Diplostraca; Daphniidae
Gene: RpL12
Product: 60S ribosomal protein L12-like
Exons: 6
Coding region: 124-621 (165 amino acids)
Biological process (GO): translation
Cellular component (GO): ribosome; cytosolic large ribosomal subunit
Molecular function (GO): large ribosomal subunit rRNA binding; structural constituent of ribosome
Source: RefSeq, a predicted model, not a curated record
AGCUUACUUCAAUUCAGCUGAGGCCGGCCUCUUUCCCAUUCACUCCGAUAUCAAGUCGCCAUACGACUGUCGAGGUUUUGUUGCAUCCAUUUAUUUCGUCGGACCUAAUAUCCAUCGAACAACAUGCCUCCUAAAUUCGAUCCCUCAGAAGUGAAAAUCAUCUACCUUCGUGCUGUUGGUGGUGAAAUUGGUGCCACUUCAUCUUUGGCCCCCAAGAUUGGUCCAUUGGGUUUGUCUCCCAAGAAGGUUGGUGAAGAUAUUGCCAAGGGAACCCAGGACUGGAAAGGUUUGAAGAUUACUGUCCAGCUGACAAUCCAGAAUCGUCAAGCUGCUGUUUCAGUUGUUCCAUCAGCUUCUUCCUUAGUCAUCAAGGCACUCAAGGAGCCCCCUCGUGAUCGCAAGAAGCAAAAGAACAUCAAGCACAACGGCAACAUUACUUUUGAUGAGGUCAUUGCAAUUGCUCGAAUCAUGAGGACCAGGUCUCAAUCCAGAUACCUCAUCGGAACUGUUAAGGAAAUUUUGGGAACCUGCAUGUCUGUGGGUUGCACGAUCGAUGGCCGAACUCCUCGUGAUGUUACCGAUGCUGUCGCCAACGGAGAGCUGGAAGUCCCAGAAGAGUAGAUCCGCGCCUGCUUGUCAUAAUGAUGAUGAGUUCAAUAAACGGAUCUAAACCGA